Porites evermanni is the source of this 770-nucleotide messenger RNA. NCBI's taxonomy places the organism in Eukaryota, Metazoa, Cnidaria, Anthozoa, Scleractinia, Poritidae. The record is from the annotation of a GenBank genome assembly.
AUGAUCACUACGCAAAAGGCGUUCAACAAGAGUUUAGUCGACGAAAACACGCAAAUAAUCUUCCUGGACGAGGCACAUGCCAACCUGAUGGACCCAGAUGACUGGAAAAUAUUGACGCAGGGAGGGCUAACAGCCCACGACCGCAAGUAUAGGACGUCUGAAAGUAAUAAGAUGCCCCAUGUUUAUCACUUGUCAGACUGACCUGGAUUUCGGCAGGAGUUCAAGAAUUCCUACGAGACAAUGCAAUGUAUUUCAUUGUCUGGGUAUAUGGUUUUGCAAGAACACCGGACGAUGAACUACCCCCUCCCAUCCCGAGGACCAGUUUAGUUCCGGAGCACAUUGACGAAGAAGAGAAUGAACGAAGCGGAGAGAGAAAGAAGAGAAAGAGGCGGAGGUGAACACGACUACAGAAUUCAGUGAUCAAGAAAGAGAGAGUGAAGACUCGGAUGCUGAUUCGACUUACUUGGGCCAAUGGGAGAAGAGUCCAAAGUACAUCGAGCUUCAGCGAGAGCAAGAGCCACAGCCUCAAACAAAGGCAACUAAAUCUACUCGCAGCUGGGGUAAAACGCGCAGUGGAGGACAUUAACAACCAAGACCAACGAGCACGAAAACGUGCUCUAGAAGAAACACGUCAACGAUGGAUCUCGCUCGUUAUGAUGAGGGAAGGUGACGUCCCUUUGCUCCAGUCAGUGAGCAACGCCUACCAUUCAAACAUCGAAGAAGGGAAGAAUACUUUGCAAAGAAAAAAGAACAACAACAAUGGAUGCUAG